Stomoxys calcitrans (stable fly) is the source of this 687-nucleotide messenger RNA. RefSeq lists its product as uncharacterized. Gene Ontology annotation, biological process: DNA integration. The record is from RefSeq and is a predicted model, not a curated record. The transcript is spliced from 3 exons. The coding region runs from base 1 to 687 and encodes 228 amino acids. Lineage: Eukaryota; Metazoa; Arthropoda; Insecta; Diptera; Muscidae. Gene Ontology annotation, molecular function: nucleic acid binding.
AUGCGUCCACCGAUGGGAAAGACACCGGAAACGGAAAGAUGUUUUCAAAAGCUGUUUAUAGACUUUUUAGGUCCUUACCCUAGAUCGAAGUCUGGAAAUGUUGAACCCGUUAAGAAGUUCACCACUGAUGUGGUUACCAAGUAUCUGGAGCAGAAGAUUUUUCAUGUAUUUGGAACGCCUGAAACCAUUGUUUCAGAUAAUGGGUCCCAAUUUAAGUCGAGUAAUUUUUCCAAAUUUCUUUCAAGUUUCGGAAUCCGUCAUGUUUUUACGGCUGUUCAUUCGCCCCAAUCGAAUGCCUCUGAGCGGGUCAACCGUUCAGUUCUGUCCGCAAUAAGGGCUUACUUGAAACACGAUCAAAGUAAUUGGGAUGAGUACCUCAGCAGCAUCGCUUGCUCUUUACGUUCUUCGAUACACACUUCGAUAGGCACUACACCUUACUUUAUGGCUUUCGGUCAACACAUGGUAACUCAUGGGCAUACCUAUUCUUUGCUCAGAAAACUGGAGAUGCUAGAAGACAGGGCUAUUAAAUUUGAUCGUGGAGAUAACUUCGAUAUAAUCAGAGAUAGAGCUUCUAAAAAUAUGGAGAAACGGCGGCAGCAGAAUGAACGAUACUUAAACAAAAGGCAGUCAGGUCUGGAGGUGAUCAACAGUCCGCAUAGGGUUCUUUAUGUGAGCAUGUCGGUGUGA